AUGUGGAUCAACUUCUUCAAACUACGGCUGUUCUGCUGUCUGCUUGCAGUGUUGAUGGUGGUGGUGCUGGUCGUCAAUGUUACUCAGGUAGAGUACUUGGACCAUGAGACCGCUUCAGCCACAUUCAUAGACAGUGGUGGACAGUUUGUUUCUUCCCAGGUGAUAAGAAUCAGCCGGAAUCCUUACUGCGGCUAUGAGCGCCAGAUUCUGUCCAGCCGGGAGCGCCUGGAGGAGGACUCCUUGUUGGCUGCCCUGCAGUGGCAGGAGCCUGACGUGGGCCCAGUCCCCUUUUUGAAGAGCACCGAUCCUUCUUCCAGCUAUUUUGUCAUCUUGAACUCUGCAGCCUUCUUCAGGGUGGGAAGCCAGCUAGAGGUGCUGGUUCAUGUGCAGGACUUUCAGAGAAAGCCCAAGAAAUAUGGCGGAGACUACCUGCAGGCCAGAAUCCACUCCCCUAAGCUGCAGGCGGGGGCCGUGGGCAGAGUGGUGGACUACCAGAAUGGAUUUUACAAGGUCUUUUUUACUCUGCUCUGGCCAGGUCAAGUUAAAGUGUCCAUAUCUCUGGUCCACCCCAGUGAAGGGAUCCGAGUUCUUCAGUACCUGCAGGAAAAGAAACCAGAUAGGGUCUAUUUCAAGAGCCUCUUCCGGUCAGGGAGGAUUUCUGAAACUACAGAGUGUAACGUGUGUCUUCCAGGGAGUCUUCCCCUGUGCAACUUCACAGACCUCUACACUGGAGAACCCUGGUUCUGCUUCAAACCAAAGAAGCUCCCUUGCAGUAGCAGAAUUAACCAUUUCAAAGGUGGAUACGUGAAGGGCCUCCUAACUGCUACAGAGAACGCUUUCUUCCAGAGUGGUGUCAAUAUCAAAAUGCCAAUCAACUCCAGUGGACCUGAUUGGGUGACUGUGAUUCCCAGGAAUAUAAAAGAAACCAACAGCCUAGAACUAUCUCAAGGCUUAGGAACUUUUCCUUCUGGUUAUUAUUACAAAGAUCAGUGGAGGCCCAGGAGGUUUAAGAUGCGCCAGUUUAAUGACCCUGACAACAUUACAGAAUGCUUACAGAGAAAAGUGGUGUAUUUCUUUGGUGACUCAACAAUCAGGCAGUGGUUUGAAUACCUCACUACAUUUGUUCCAGAUUUAGUGGAGUUUAACUUGGGUAGCCCCAAGAAUGUGGGUCCAUUCCUGGCAGUGGACCAGAAGCACAACAUCCUUCUCAAAUACCGCUGCCAUGGUCCACCCAUCCGCUUCACAACCGUCUUUAGCAGUGACCUCCGUUAUGUGGCCAAUGAGCUGAAUGGCAUCGUGGGAGGGAAGAACACAGUGGUUGCCAUAGCCGUGUGGUCUCAUUUCAGCACCUUCCCCUUGGAAGUGUAUAUCCGGCGGCUCAGGAACAUCCGUCGGGCUGUGGUCCAGCUCCUGGACCGCAGCCCUAAGACUGUGGUAGUCAUCCGGACAGCCAACGUCCAGGAGCUGGGACCUGAGAUUAGCCUUUUCAACAGCGACUGGUAUAACUUUCAGCUGGACACCAUCCUUCGGAAGAUGUUCUCAGGGGUUGGAGUAUAUCUUGUUGAUGCCUGGGAGAUGACCCUGGCCCAUUAUCUACCCCACAAGUUACAUCCAGAUGAAGUUAUUGUGAAGAACCAAGUGGACAUGUUCUUGUCCUUUGUGUGCCCCUUGGAGACCUAG
Messenger RNA from Budorcas taxicolor (takin), 1680 nucleotides. RefSeq names its product neurexophilin and PC-esterase domain family member 3 (gene NXPE3). The record is from RefSeq and is a predicted model, not a curated record. Lineage: Eukaryota; Metazoa; Chordata; Mammalia; Artiodactyla; Bovidae. The coding region runs from base 1 to 1680 and encodes 559 amino acids. The transcript has 5 exons.